Sardina pilchardus (European sardine) is the source of this 3167-nucleotide messenger RNA. RefSeq names its product 24-dehydrocholesterol reductase (gene dhcr24). The coding region runs from base 236 to 1786 and encodes 516 amino acids. Gene Ontology annotation, molecular function: FAD binding; Delta24(24-1) sterol reductase activity. The transcript has 9 exons. The record is from RefSeq and is a predicted model, not a curated record. Lineage: Eukaryota; Metazoa; Chordata; Actinopteri; Clupeiformes; Clupeidae. Gene Ontology annotation, cellular component: membrane; cytoplasm. Gene Ontology annotation, biological process: steroid metabolic process.
AUCAGACAGGUUACAUAGACGAUCGAAGUGUCAAUUUCAACAGCUUCAGGUAGUCGUAAGAUUGUAACCGUGGUUCGUGUUCGGCAGCACUGCAAGACAAAGCAGUAGUACUAGUAGUCGAACUCUAAUGUAGCCUAUUGAACAAAGAGACGUGAUCCUGUACAAGAUACCAGUCUGACAUAAAGGCGGCAAGCAAGCAGACACGGUGGUCGCGGUAUAGUAUUAUUAUAGAAGCAUGGAUCCGUUACUAUACCUUGGGGGUUUAAUUGUUUUGUUUCUUUUAUGGAUCAAAGUAAAGGGUUUAGAUUAUGUUAUAGUUCACCAGCGAUGGAUUUUCGUCUGCCUCUUUCUCUUACCACUAUCCGUAAUAUUCGAUGUGUAUUAUUAUGUAAGAGCAUGGGUCAUCUUCAAGAUGUGUUCUGCACCGAAGCUGCAUGAUCAACGGGUCAGAGACAUACAAAGACAGGUGCGAGAGUGGAAAAAGGAGGGGGCGAAGACUCACAUGUGCACUGGGCGCCCUGGCUGGCUGACCGUGUCCCUGAGAGUGGGCAAGUACAAGAAAACCCACAAGAACAUCAUGAUCAACAUGAUGGACAUCUUGGAGGUGGACACCGAGAGACAGGUAGUGCGUGUUGAACCUCUGGCCAAUAUGGGUCAGGUGACGGCUCUACUCAAUGCCAUUGGCUGGACGUUACCAGUGUUGCCAGAGCUGGAUGACCUCACCGUAGGAGGUCUGGUCAUGGGCACCGGGAUCGAGUCCUCCUCACACAUCUACGGCCUUUUCCAGCACAUCUGUGUGGCCUACGAGCUGGUCUUGGCGGACGGCAGUCUGGUCCGAUGCACUGAGGAAGAGAACACCGAUUUGUUCUAUGCAGUGCCCUGGUCCUGUGGAACCCUGGGGUUCUUGGUCGCUGCCGAGAUAAAGAUCAUCCCUGCAAAGACCUGGGUGAAGCUCCGCUAUGAGCCGGUGCGUGGCCUCAAUGCCAUCUGCCAGAAGUUUGCCAGUGAGUCGGCCAACAAGGAGAACCAGUUUGUGGAGGGCCUUCAGUACUCCCUGGACGAAGCAGUGAUUAUGACUGGCACCAUGACCGACGAGGCAGAGCCAGACAAGAUCAAUCGCAUUGGGCUGUACUACAAGCCGUGGUUCUUCAAGCACGUGGAGAGCUUCCUGAAGACAGACCACACGGCCGUAGAGUACGUCCCCCUGAGACACUACUACCACAGGCACACACGCAGCAUCUUCUGGGAACUGCAGGAUAUCAUCCCGUUCGGCAACAAUCCCUUCUUCCGCCUGGUGUUUGGCUGGAUGGUGCCCCCUAAGAUCUCGCUGCUGAAGCUGACGCAGGGGGAGACGAUUCGUCAACUCUACGAGGAGCACCACGUGGUGCAGGACAUGCUGGUGCCCAUGAAGCACUUGCAGGCGUCCAUCUCCCGCUUCCACGAGGACAUCCAUGUAUACCCUCUGUGGCUGUGCCCCUUCCUGCUGCCCAGCCAGCCUGGCAUGGUGCACCCGAAGGGCAACGAGGACGAGCUGUACGUGGAUAUCGGCGCUUACGGGGAGCCCAGGGUCAAGCACUUCCAGGCCCGCGCCUCCUGUCGCCAGCUGGAGAAGUUUGUGAGGGAAGUUCAUGGAUUCCAAAUGCUUUAUGCUGAUGUCUACAUGGAGCGACCAGAAUUCUGGGAAAUGUUUGACGGAAGCCUGUACCAUAAACUCAGGGAUGAGUUGAAUUGCAAGGGUGCCUUCCCUGAGGUGUAUGACAAAAUCUGCAAGUCUGCGCGACACUAAUUUCCAAACCUGACAGAAGUUGUAAGAUCCCACGAAGUGACCCCUCUGUAAGCCUAGGAGCCUUGUUCCAGACCUCAGUGAUGUUGUAAAGCACACAAUAUCAUGCUUUCUUUAAUCCUACACACCAUAUUUUUACAAAUAUAUUUUUGAACCACCCAUUUUAUAACAAACCAACUAAAAAAGAGCCAUUUUGAUAGGAAAGCACAGAUUAACUUUACACUAGAUCGGUACAAGAUACAUUUCUAUUUUUGACUAGAAUUUCAAGCUGAACUGUUAACAUUCUGGAUUAACACUAUAACAUCAACUCUAGACCAGUGGCAUUUGAAGAAUGCGUGAUAUCUGAAUGGCCUACAUUAUCUGUCUCUCCCACUUUACAAUCUCUCUCUCUCUUUCUCUUUCUCUCUCUCUCUCUCUCUCUCUCUCUCUCUCUCUCUCAGCAAAGGGUUCCAUGUGUGCACUUAAUGUAAUGCUGCCCAUAGAGUCUCUCUCUCCCACUGAUGAAUGAAGUCGUUUGUAGUGUGUGUCACUACAGUGCAUCCUAUUCCUGGAUGCCUUCCUUUUGUGUUGCAUGUCAUAACAUUAAUAACUCGGUGAACAAUACUGUGAAUUAGGUUCAUUUUACCAAAGGCUCUGCGAAAACGUCUAUUUGGUGGAGUGUGGUGUUGUAGACAUUAAGCACUUGAAGCAGGGUUUCACCAAUAUGCUUGCCAUCCCUUUUAUUAUAUUUAAUGAUUUUUGCAGAAUAAUACUGUUAUUUGAAUAGAUCUGCUGCUCUCUAACUCUCUGAAAGUGCCACUGUAACUAUUUUGUCUACAAACAGGAAUGUAAGAGCAAAAUACUUCUUGUUUUCUUAUUUCUCUUCUAUCUGUAAGUCACUUUUGGCAAACCUACAUACGUUUAACCUCCUAUAUUCCUCUGAUUCCUUUUUAUAUAUUUGUAUGGUUUAUUGUGUGGUCAAAACAACACUUAACAGAACAAAACACUUUCCACCUAAUAUUGGUACGGCUUAUUUUUAAAAAAAUAUUUGUUAGUGGCCCAAAAUGAACACCUCUCUCUUCACUUUAAAAGCCUAUACUUAAUAGCCGUCUCAAUGUUUUGCUAUAAAUUGAUAUAACAUUCUUUCUUUUUGUUUAUUUUGUCUAGCAACUUUGAGUGGUAAAGCAUCUGUUAAUAAAUAAAAAAAUAAGCAUACUGUAUUAUUUUGAGAUACUUGAAAGCACUCAAGUGUCGGAUCUUCAUGUUGAUGAUCGAGUCUGUAGUCUAUCAGACAGGCUAUUUUCAUCCUUUGGGUUUGAGAGAAAAUGUUAUCGUCUCAUUUUUGUAACGCUGCUGCUGCACUUGUAAUGCAUAAAUGCCCAAUAAAACCCUGAAACACUCAAAA